Salarias fasciatus (jewelled blenny) is the source of this 675-nucleotide messenger RNA. RefSeq names its product mitochondrial ribosomal protein L14 (gene mrpl14). The record is from RefSeq and is a predicted model, not a curated record. Bases 164 to 610 code for a protein of 148 amino acids. The transcript is spliced from 3 exons. Gene Ontology annotation, biological process: translation. Gene Ontology annotation, cellular component: mitochondrion; ribosome. Lineage: Eukaryota; Metazoa; Chordata; Actinopteri; Blenniiformes; Blenniidae. Gene Ontology annotation, molecular function: structural constituent of ribosome.
UUAUUAAAAUAACGAAACCAUGAGCUAUAAUGCUAUAAUCAUGCUACAAUCAGUGCAUUUAGCUAAGGUAACUUGUCGCGAGCUGAUGACGACACGCGUGACAUUGGAAUGGGGAGCGUGAGAAGGGUAGCAUUGUAGCUACUUUAUACUUUCAGCAGUGACCAUGGCUUUACAUCGGGUUUCAACAACCCUCACUGGUCUGCUCCUUCAGACACCGUCCACACUUCAGCACAGGACUUUUAGUGUGUCCAGUGUUGCAGCAGCCAUCCAAAAAAUGACAAGAGUGCGUAUAGUGGACAACAGUGCACUUGGAAACACACCCUAUCACCGUCCUCCAAGAGUCAUCCAUGUCUACACCAAGAACGGCGUGGGCAAAGUCGGUGACAAAGUGUUGCUCGCCAUCAAAGGACAGAAGAAGAAAGCGCUCAUCGUGGGACACAAAAUGCCUGGAGAUCGAAUGACGGCGCGGUUUGACUCGAACAAUGUUGUUCUGAUCGAGGACAAUGGUAACCCCACGGGAACAAGGAUCAAGGUCCCCAUACCAACACAUCUACGGAAAAUGGAGGGAGAUUACUCCAAACUCUUGGCAAUUGCAAAUACAUUUGUUUAAUUGGUUGAUGCUUUUGACUCUGAAAAGCUUGAUAACUUUGUCGUUAAUAAAGUUGAAAAGACCCA